Messenger RNA from Lingula anatina, 737 nucleotides. Its product is annotated as sarcoplasmic calcium-binding protein pseudogene. The record is from RefSeq and is a predicted model, not a curated record. NCBI's taxonomy places the organism in Eukaryota, Metazoa, Brachiopoda, Lingulata, Lingulida, Lingulidae.
CUUGUUUUCAUAAAUAAGACAGAAGGAGAAAAUAUUUUGAGAGAGGACCCUGUUUGAACUUAUUGCAUUUGUAAAAAAAACAAAAUGGCAGCAGCUCCCUACCCCAACUUUUGGGUGCGUAAAAUGCGAUCUUUCUUCGUCCUCUUUGACAGAGAUCUUGACGGAUUGGUCAACAAGAAAGAUUACGUCGACUGGAUUGCUGGGAGAGUGGGUCAAUUCAUGCCCAAGGAGAAAGCGGAGGCAUACACCCCACUGUGGUCGGCGGCGUGGGACUUCUACUGGGCCGACAAGGCAGUCAAUGACAACGUCAACAUAGAUGAUAUGAUUCAAAUCCAUUCUCGCUAUCUCAGUGAUCCGAACUUCCACGAGUCAGCGGAACAAUGUCUUGCUGCUUUCUUCGACUCUGCGGACGCCAAUAGUGACGGGAUGAUUUCCCUAUCCGAGUACACUGCUUUUCUUGAAUGUUACGGCGUACACCCCCUAUCGGUGACUCCAUCUUUCGAGGCACUGGACACCAAUCAUGAUGGGAUGAUCAGCAAGGAAGAGUUCGUAAAAGCUGGAACGGAUUAUUUCCAAGUAACUGCAGAUACACCCGCUAAACUUUUCUGGGGUCCUUUCCGUGGUUGAGGUUGUGGUCAAGGGUGGAAAUGGCCGACUUCAGUAGAAAGAUGGUGGAUAUACAUCUAUAUCGUCGCAGCAAGUUAUGCAUAUGCCAUAGCAAUUGGACUUUACGUUGA